Pseudomassariella vexata is the source of this 3630-nucleotide messenger RNA. RefSeq names its product tetratricopeptide. NCBI's taxonomy places the organism in Eukaryota, Fungi, Ascomycota, Sordariomycetes, Amphisphaeriales, Pseudomassariaceae. Gene Ontology annotation, cellular component: Cdc73/Paf1 complex. The record is from RefSeq and is a predicted model, not a curated record. Gene Ontology annotation, molecular function: RNA polymerase II complex binding. Gene Ontology annotation, biological process: regulation of DNA-templated transcription. Bases 1 to 3630 code for a protein of 1209 amino acids. The transcript has 2 exons.
AUGGCGACAGCUCGCAAUAGCCACCUCAAUGGUGCCGCGGAUGGCACUGAAAAUCACAUGCCCGUCAGCAAGCGAUUCUCCGAUAUCCCCAGAGAAAUCGAUAUUCCCGUACAAGGCGAUCAAGAAGACGAAGCAGUCGAACUGAACCUCGAAGACCUAGUCGACGACCCCGCGGAGCUAUGCACUCUCUUCGAGAACGAGCGCGUUGCGCGAACAUACUGGAUGACAGUCGCGAUUGCCUAUGCCAAGCAGAAUUCGAUUGACCAUGCCAUUGAGAUGUUGAUUCGCGGCGGCAACGCGAUGCAGAACAACAACCCGAAAGAGAAGCUCAGCAUGGUGACGUGUCUUUGCUGGAUGUAUUUAUGGAAGAGUCGGGAGGCACCACGUGUUGCUCCGGAAGGAGUCCUGGUGUCUGAGGCCAAGACAAAAGAAUUCUACUUGAACCAAGCUACCCAGUCUCUUAACGAGGCGCUGCGAAUCAACCCAGCAUUCCCUCCUCUAUUCCUGGCCCGCGGCGUUAUAUACCUCCUGAAAGCCUCCCUCGUAUCACCUUCCAAGGCGCCUGGGCCCACUGCUAUCGACCCAGAGAAAGCCGACCUUCUGCGUAAUGCGUUGAGGGCUUUUGAGGAUGCAAUCCGGGUUUCGCACAACAAAAACGUGCUGGCACUCAUGGGCAAAGCUAGGACUCUCUUCUCGCUGACCAAGUAUGCCGAGGCUUUGAGCCUGUAUCAGGAAGUCUUGAGGAAGAUGCCCGAUAUGGUAGAUCCUGACCCUCGCAUCGGCAUAGGUUGCUGCUUCUGGCAACUGGGCUUCAAGGACGAUGCCAAGUCCGCUUGGGAACGGUGCUUGGAGAUCAACCCGGAGUCGAAGAUUGCCAACAUAUUGCUGGGGCUUUACCAUCUUGACUCUAGCGCCAAGGUCCCUACGAACAGCCCAGAGUUUAUUCGGCUUUACAAGACCGCAAUGACCGAGUUCACACAGAAGUCUUUCAAGAUGGACAAGAACCAACCGCUGACCUGUGCCACAUUUGCCGGAUACUUUCUUUCCAGGAAGCAGCUUGCCAACGUGGAAUCUUUGGCCCAUAAAGCCCUUCAGUUUACCGACGUCAACAACAUCGCCAGUGACAGUUGGUACCUCCUCGCGCGCAAGGAACACAUCAGCGGCAACAUAGAUACGGCCACGACUUACUACCGGCGUGCCGAUGAAGCCAGAGGCGGCCUAGAGAGAGGUUACUUGCCAGCCAAAUUUGGCGUAGCCCAACUAUCGGUGUUGAACAAUGAUCUUGGCGAAGCCAAGCUGCGUUUGGAGAAAAUGAUCCAGCAGUCCAAGAGCACCGAGGCUAUGGCUCUGUUGGGCACACUGUAUGCCGAAGAGGUAUUUGCGAACCAGUAUGCAGCGGUCAAGGAGGACAAAUCGGCAGAGACGACCAAGGCAAUCCAGUACCUUGAAACUGUCCGCGGAGCAUGGAAGGACCCGAAGAGGAACCAGUUGCCUGACGCUUCCGUGUUGCUUAAUCUCGCUCGCCUCUACGAGAACGACCACCCAGACAAGGCGCUUCAUUGCUUGCAGCAGGUUGAGCAACUGGAGCUGGACCAGGUUCCUGCUUCUGAGCGUCCGACUGACGUCACAGAUGAGACAGUGAUACGCAAAGCCUUGCGAAAGUUUCUUCCACCUCAGUUGUUGAACAACAUCGGUUGUUUCUAUGCCCAGGCCGAGAAGCAUGAAGCGGCGAGCGAAAUGUUCGAAGCUGCCCUAAGCGCCUGCGUGAGGAUUGGCGAGAAAGAUGAGGAUAUGGAUACCGACGCUUUGAUCACCACAAUCAGCUUCAAUCUUGGCAGAAGCUACGAAUCGCAAGGGCAAACGGAAAAUGCCAUCGAGGUCUACGAAAAGCUGGUGGCGCGUCAUGAUGACUACACUGAUGCGCAGGCCCGACUUGCUUACAUUAAGCUGCGGAGGAACCCAAACAAGGAAGGCCCAGAUGCUGUGGCAAAGCUCUAUCAAGCAACGCCAUCUGAUCUUGAAGUCCGUGCCUUGUACGGGUGGUACUUGGGCAGAGUUCAUUCUAGAAAGCGACCUGCCAAUGUCAACGAGGACCCUGAGCUGCGCCAUUACAAACACACACUUCAGAACUACGACAAGCACGACCGAUAUGCUCUGGUUGGUAUGGGCAACUUGUACAUGAUGGCUGGUCGAGAAAUGCGCAGGGAAACCGACCAGGAAAAACAGAAACGGUCUGCUAUGUACAGUCGUGCUGUAGAAUUCUUCGAUAAGGCGCUACAACUGGAUCCGAAGAAUGCCUACGCGGCACAAGGAAUCGCGAUAGCGCUCGUCGAGGACAAGAAAGACCUGAAGACCGCUUUGCCAAUCUUCUUGAAGGUCCGUGAGACGAUCAAAGACGCUUAUGUUUAUGUCAAUCUGGGCCAUAUCUAUGCUGAGCUGCGGCAGUACUCGAAGGCUAUUGAGAGCUACGAGCAGGCUUUGUCGAAAGAAGGCAAGGCCAAUGAUACGGGCAUUCUGGCUUGCCUCGGUCGCACUUGGCUCAACAAGGCCAAGUCGAAUCGAGACCUAGAUGGCUACAAAACCGCGCUGGACUUUGCAAAGAAGGCCUUAGAAGUUGCUCCGGAUCAGGUUCAUUUCAAGUUCAAUAUUGCAUUUGUUCAAAUUCAACAAGUACAACACAUCAUGAAUGUACCCGAUGCGCAGCGCACCUUAUUGCAGCUUGAAGAUGCCUCAGAAGGACUUGAGGCGGCCAUUGAGGCUCUUGACCAGAUUGCCGCUUCUCCUCAGCCGCCCUAUCCCAAGUCAGAUCUCGAGCAGCGUGCAUCUAUGGCUCGAAACACGCAACGAAAGCAACUUGCCAGACAAAUAGAAAGCCAGAAAGAAUAUGAGGAGAGGAACAAGGAGAAGCUGGCGGCAGCCUUGGAACAGCGGCAAGCUGAGCUCAAGCGCCGCGAAGAGGAACGACAGAAGGCUUUGGCAGCGGAACGCGAGAGGCAGGAGAAGAUCCGUAAGGAACGCGAGGCAAUUGCGGCACGAGACCUGGAACUGGCGAAACAACGGACCGAGGAGGAAAAGACGCGCCAGGCAGCAGAAUUCACCACAGAUAGCGAGACGGGCGAGAAAAUCAAGCGGAAGCGGAAGUCUAAGCCAAGCGGCGAGGGCAAGUCCAAGGGCCGUUCGCGGAAGAAGAAGACCGAGGGAGAUGAUUCGGAGUCUGAGGAGGAACGGCAGCCUAAAAAGAAGCGGCGUCUGGCGGCCAAGAAGGAGAACACGACGAAAUACAAAUCUGCCGAGGUCGUGGUCGACAGCGACUCAGACGACGACGCUCUUGAGCGUGCUGGCGGGGCUAUCAGCAAUGACUCGCAUGUCUCGGACGCGCAGGACAAGUCGAAAGCAGGCAGCGACGAUGGUAAAAUGGAUGUUGACAGUCACGCCAAUGGUGCAGAAGACGACGAUGAAGACGAGGAGACAGCGACCAGCCGUCGGCGCCGGCGCGGCAGAGUGUUGGACGAUAGUGACGAGGAUGAGAACUCAGGUGCUGUUGCUCCGGAAGCCAAUGGUCGCUCGGAUGGCGAGCCUGCUGCGGACACUAGUAUGGCUGACGCAGGGGUUGAUGAAGAUGAUGAGUGA